AUGACUGUCCUCAAUCACCGUUCACCCGUUGUUUCCACCUCGUUAGCAGAAAAUUCACCGGCUAAUGUUAUCGUUGGGCCAAGCGCACACCAAUUGGCUGCUCGCCACGUGGUACCCAAAGAGCUGCCAGUCUUCAGUGGGGACCCGUCCGAUUGGCCAAUUUUCGUGACCAGCUACAAUAACUCUACACAAAUAUGCGGUUAUACAGACACAGAGAAUCUUAUGAGAUUGCAACGGAGUAUAAAAGGCAGUGCUUUAGACGCGGUGAAAAGUUUCCUGUUACACCCGUCAACGGUAUCGAAUGUUCUCUCCACCUUGUAUACGCUCUAUGGGAGACCGGAGAUAAUUGCGAAUGAUCUUUUAUCUAAAGUACGAUCAACACCACCGCCAAAGGCGGACAAAUUGGAAACGCUUUUGAAUUUCGGGCUAAUCGUUCAAAAUUUAUGUGCCCAUCUCAAAGCAGUGGGGAUGGAUAGUUUUUUGAAAAAUCCAAUGCUGCUAAAUGAACUAGUGGAUAAAUUGCCAACAAACAUACGAUUGGAUUGGGCGCUUUACCAACGCCAAAUCUUAUUGCCCGAUUUACUAACGUUGGGAGAGUUCAUGUCUUCAAUAGUCUCUCCGGUCAGUCAUAUAGUUCCGCCCGCAGUACGAAGUUCCCAAAAGUAUGAGCAGGCGAAAGGGAAGGGUUUCAUAAAUGCACACGCGAUAGAAAACAACAGUAGCACAUUUGGUUCUUCAGACAGUCAGCCGAAACCGUGUCCAGUUUGUCAACGGAGUGGACUUAAAGUUAUGGACUGUUUUGAAUUCAAAAAACUUUAUGUCGAUAGUCGUUGGAAAGCACUUCAGUUGCAUCAUUUGUGUCGUCGUUGUUUGGUACCACAUGGGAAGCGACCUUGUAAGAGCUUUGUUUGUGGGAUCGACGGUUGCGAAUAUCGGCACCAUAGACUCCUCCACUCCACCAAAUCACGCGAUAGAACCAAUUUGGGUGAACAAGCAGCGACGUCCGGAACAGUCACGAUCCAUCAUAACAAGGGGAAGUGCAUUCUUUUUAAAAUAAUUCCCAUUACCGUUUAUGGGAAAAAUGUUUCCGUAGACACAUUCGCGUUUCUGGACGACGGGUCGGAGUUAACAUUGAUGGAUAAGAAACUUUCUGAUCAGCUUGGAGUAGAGGGUAAGGCAGAUCCCCUUUGCUUACAAUGGACCGGAAACGUUACUAGGAGGGAAUCCGAUUCCUGUGUUAUACAGUUAAAAAUAUCUGGUCGUGGGAUUAAUAAACAAUUCCUAUUGAAAAAUGUUCAUACCAUAAGAAAUUUGAACUUACCGACACAGACGUUAAAAUGCAGUGAUAUGCAGAACCAAUUCCAACAUUUACGUGGGCUUCCAGUGGCUGACUAUCAUAACGUUGUUCCAUCCUUACUUAUUGGUUUAAACAAUACACAUCUGAUCAUCAAUUUUAAAGUUAGAGAAGGUAGAUCAAUUGAACCGGUGGCAGCAAAAACAAGACUGGGUUGGUCCAUUCACGGAAGCGUGCGGGAUCCUGAAAAUAGUUACGAACAUCGACACGUGCACUUAUGCGCACGAUCACAGGACGAAGACUUGCACCACCUCGUACAAAAUUUCUUUAAUAUCGAGGGGGCAGGAGUGUCCACUAUUCGUCCUAUUGAAUCUGUGGAUGACCAACGGGCUCGUACAAUUUUGGAGGAAACCACUUCCCGAACUCGAACAGGUCGUUUCGAGACAGGUAUACUCUGGCGAUACGACAAUUUGGAGUUCCCUGACAGCCGGUUGACUGCAGAACGCAGGCUACAUUGUUUGGAGAAUAGAUUAAAUAAAAACCCACAACUGUACGACAGAGUGAGAGUGCAAAUAGCAGAGUACCUUCAAAAGGGUUAUGCACACAAAAUAACAGCAGAGGAAGAAACUUCAUCGGAUCCCCGACGUGUGUGGUUCCUCCCAUUGGGUGUAGUCGUAAAUUCGAAGAAGCCGGAUAAGGUCCGCCUUGUGUGGGAUGCAGCCGCUAAAACAGAACACAUUUCUUUUAACGAUAUGGUCUUGAAAGGGCCAGAUUUUCUGAUAUCGCUGCCCGGAGUCCUGUUCCGGUUCCGCCAACGACAGAUCGCAGUUAGUGGUGAUAUCAGAGAAAUGUUCCACCAGAUUCUGAUUCGCCAGUCUGAUCGUCAAUCGCAGAGGUUCCUCUGGAGGGACGAUUCAUCGCUUUCCAUCGAUGUUUAUCAGAUGGAUGUGGCAACAUUUGGUUCAGCAUGCUCCCCAUGUAGUUCACAAUUUGUGAAGAAUUUGAACGCCAGAGAAUUAGAACAUCAAUAUCCGAAAGCAUCGAAGGCAAUUAUAGAAGACCAUUAUAUGGAUUACUAUCUAGGCAGAUUCGAUAGUGUCGAUGAAGCAGUAGAAGUGUCGACAGAAGUAAAGACUGUUCAUGGAAGGGCAGGAUUUCAAAUUAGAAAUUGGUUGUCGAAUUCUAAGGAAGUGGUGCAGCGGCUAGGAGAAAAUAUGACAGAACAUUCUAAGCAAUUCAACAUCGACAAAUCAAACGUGUGUGGAGGAGUUCUUGGGCUGAAGUGGUCUACGGAAGAAGACGUCUUUCGAUUCACCUUUGGAGAUAACAAUGUAAUUAAAAGUCUUUUCGAACGUGAUUCAACACCUACAAAGCGGGAAAUUCUUCGCUUUGUCAUGAGUUUCUUCGAUCCUCUUGGACUGAUAUCAAUGGUGAUAAUUCAAGGGAAAAUCAUUCUACAAGAAGUUUGGAAAUCUGGCACAGACUGGGAUGAGACAGUGACAAACGAAAUUUACGAUAGAUGGCGACGCUGGUUGGAAAAUCUUUGA
Messenger RNA from Toxorhynchites rutilus septentrionalis, 2841 nucleotides. RefSeq lists its product as uncharacterized. The record is from RefSeq and is a predicted model, not a curated record. The transcript has a single exon. Lineage: Eukaryota; Metazoa; Arthropoda; Insecta; Diptera; Culicidae. The coding region runs from base 1 to 2841 and encodes 946 amino acids.